Messenger RNA from Lichtheimia ornata, 2460 nucleotides. RefSeq lists its product as uncharacterized. The transcript has 4 exons. NCBI's taxonomy places the organism in Eukaryota, Fungi, Mucoromycota, Mucoromycetes, Mucorales, Lichtheimiaceae. The record is from RefSeq and is a predicted model, not a curated record. Bases 1 to 2460 code for a protein of 819 amino acids.
AUGCGAGAUACUCUAUUUGGCCUCUUGGGUUCUGUACGUCUGGUUCAAGAAGUCUCAAGGUCAGCUUCACAAUCAGCAACCGCGUCUCCCAACGACAAUGUCCCUCAUUCAUUACCUGCAACAGCGACAACUGAUACCUCAUCCACCGCUUCGUUUAUGCCUAAUGCGAACCGUUAUUCACCAUUGCUCAACGACGAUUCCACACGCACGCAUCAGGAACGAUCCCACAUCAUGCCGACGCCGGCGUCGACGACAACGACCCAUGGUAGCAAUAUCAAUAAUAACAUGAUGCCUUUGGCUGAUAACACCAAUUCGCCAUGGCAACUCCCAGUAUCCCUUGGUAAUUACGCGCGUGGUGUGCCAUUGUUUUUGCCGUCAUAUGCGAAUCCGAGAACAUUACCAAACUGGUUAAUGCCGCCGUUACGCCCAUCCACCGCUCCUGCUAGCACAACAACCACUACCACUACAACCUCAACAACGAAUAAUAACACGCGUUCGAGAAGAAAGCAUGUUAGAAGGAAUUCGCUCUACACCGUUAGACACCAUCAUCAUCAUCGACCCUCAUCCACCACGACAAGUAAACAACAGCAACAGCUGAUAACAUCUGCAGGACAACAACAACAGCAACAACAGCAGCAAGUUUCACAUUCCGCCGAUAUUCCGCUACCGUUAUCAUCGUCAGCUGCAGCUGCAGGAGGAGGUGUAGGAAGGGAUGAUGAUAAUAUUGUUGAUGAUGGUGACAAGAAUGUGCCCUUGCUCAACCUAUCAGCAUCCGUGGGCAAAGUCAAACCCAAAUCCCAAAAGUUAUUAUGUCUUUGGCCGUUACCUGUCAUCACUCGUUACAUCAUUGGCAUUUCAUUGCUGGUAUCCAUGCUCAAUUUUAUGGGCUUGUUGCAUUUGAAAUGCUCCUCACCAUCUUACGUGAUCCAUCGUCUCGAGAUUGCCAACUUGCUCAUGUCACCUUUCCUAUUCACGGCAUCGUUACAUGCAUUUUUGCUAUUUGCUUGGAACAUUCUCAUUCUCGGCCUAUUCGAAGAAUCGCUUGCUCACAUGUUGGGUGGCACACGCCAAUUUGUCAAGGUGUUUGCUGGCAUUGUAUUAGCAGUGUGCAUGACGCGUCAAGCCAUUGGAUAUCUUUUUUCCAAAUCAACUGGAUUUGCCGUACCAGCAUUGUUUUUCAGUGAUUCCUUGCAUGAAUGUAGCCAAGGGCUUGCGCCGUUCUUGUUUGCUUUGUUGAUUGUACAAUCGCUGAGUAUCGAUGACAAGUACAUUUUGAUGUAUGGUGCCGAGGAAUCAAAUCACAUGAUCACCGUGAGGAAAUUCGUGUUGCAGCUGCUCAUGUGCCUUGUCAAUUAUACCGUCAAGAACAUUCUUUGGUGGUCGUUGACAGGUCUGCUGAUCGGAUACUUGGCCACCAUUGUUAUUCAAACUUUCCUUGCUCAUCAAAAGACCUCUGCUUUGGCUUACACGGCGGCACCAUGGUCUGCUGAUCCACAAUCCAAGUAUGAUGGACAAGGAGAAGGAGGUGAAAAAGAUGAUUACAGCAGCAAAGAGCAACAAUACAUUCGAAUGGAACCCUUGAAUCGACGUUUGCCACUUUGGCGUAGUUUAUGGAGUGCCAUCAAGAAAGGAGCUGUCGUUGUGAUGAUUACGAUUCCAGUGUUACUCAUGUGCAAUGCUUAUUAUACACGUGAAACGCUUGUCGACCCAGCCAUCUUGAACCAGUUGACUCAUGAUCGAUACAUGUUUACGUUUGUUGUCAUGACAGCGCCACGUCGUGGUGAUCCCGCCUACUUGUCACAGACUCUUGAUUCAUACUUGGCCAAUUGGCCUGUUGAUCCAGCACCGGGCUCUUUGUACGACCGUACCCAAGCAAUUGUCUAUACGCACUUUACCAAUCACACUCAAUUUGACACCGCUAAGCAGCGUUUCUCGUACGAUCCUAAGGGACAGCAUUAUGUAAAGUGGAUUCGUGAGCAUGGCAACAUGUUUGAUCAACGCCUCCAUGUGAGCAAAGCCUUGAGUCUUGCUGCCGACAAGUAUCAAAGUACCUACAUUGCUUUGCUCGAAGAUGACUUUCCUAUUUGUGGUGAAACGGAAUGGCGUAAGAUUGAAACUGUCAUCCAAGCUGCCAACCAACACGUGCCUGGUCAUUGUGGUGUCUUUGUUGGCACCGGUGGAAGUGGAUUGUUUAUGAAGCCCAAGAUUGCCAAGCUCGUGUCGGGUUUAUUACUCAAGUAUACAGAAACCCCUCCAGACAUUGUGAUGCAGGAAUGCUUAGCGGGCAAUCUCCCCGAAUGCAAUGAGUGUAGCAACACUUUGGUCACAAGUAAAACCUUGCUGAUGUAUCAUAUUGGGUUCAACACCUCUACCAGCGAGGAUCGGGCGUACAAGAAGCAUGAUUUCCAAUGCGGUUGGCGACAUCCAUUUAAUGGGGAUCCCAACGUCAUAACCCUUUAA